AUGGAGGCUGUCCCGCAGCCCCCCCAGUCCCCGGAGCCGCCCCGGGGCACCCCGGUGCCGCCGCGGGACGCGGCUCUGGCGGUGGCGGAGGUGGCGGUGCUGGCUCUGCUGCUGGCGCUGGCGCUGGCCGGGAAUGUUCUGGUGCUGCUGGCGCUGCGCGCCCCUCGCGGGGUCCCGCGGGGUCCCGGGCAGCCCCCGGCCCGCCCCGCGCGGCCGCUCCGGCGCUACCUGCGGCACCUGAGCCUGGCGGACCUGGCGGCCGCGGCCGGGCAGGUGCUGCCGCAGCUGCUUUGGGACCUCACGGAUCGGUUCCGCGGUCCCGACCCGCUCUGCCGCCUCACCAAGUACCUGCAGGGAGUCGCGAUGUUCGCCUCGGCCUACGUGGCUGUGGCCAUGGCCUGGGACCGCCACCGAGCCAUCUGUCACCCCCUGGGGACACCGGGGACACGGGGGGCGCGCUGGGACGCGCUGGCCACGGCCUGGGCGCUGGCGCUGCUCUUCGGGCUGCCCCAGGUCGGCAUCUUCGGGCAGCGCGAGGUGGCCCCGGGCGAGAGCGACUGCUGGGCGACCUUCGCGCAGCCUUGGGGCGCCCGCGCCUACGUGACCUGGGUGGCCGUGGCCGUGCUGGUGGCACCCGCGGCGCUGCUGGCGCUGCUGCAGGCGGCCGUGACCCGAGAGCUGCGGCAGCGGCGCCGGGGGCUCCGCCGGGCCCGCGCCAAGAGCCACCGCAUGGCCCUGGUGGUCCUGGGCGUGUUCGUGCUCUGCUGGGCUCCCUUCUUCUGCGCCCAGCUCUGGGCGGUGUGGGACCCCCGCGCCCCCCGGGAAGGGCCGGCCUUCACCAUCCUGAUGCUCCUGGCCAGCCUGACCAGCUGCACCAACCCCUGGAUCUCGGCCGCCUUCAGCACCAGCCUGGCCCGGGCCAUGGCCCGAGUGCUGUGUCCCUGCCGCCACCCCCGGGGUGACACCGGGUGACACCGGGGGACACCGGGGGACACCGGGGGACACGGGGCCAUGGCCGCCACCCCCGGGGUGACACGAGGACGUCAGUGAGGAUGGGGCUCACGCUGGUGACCUGCGGGACACGAGGAUGCACGAGAGGGACCCACCCGGGGAUUUGGGGGGGUCUCGUGUCGCCCAAGGGACUCCUGGGGUCACACAAAGGACUCGGGGUCACACGAGGUUUGGG
Molecule: messenger RNA, 1186 nt
Organism: Pseudopodoces humilis (Tibetan ground-tit)
Lineage: Eukaryota; Metazoa; Chordata; Aves; Passeriformes; Paridae
Source: RefSeq, a predicted model, not a curated record